AAUGCAGCGUUUUUUCCGAUGGAAAGAACAUGAAUGCUUUAUGGCGGAUUUAGGAUUUUAAUGGCUUUUCUUGUUCCACUCUUCGUUUGACGACACAGCUUCUCAGGAUGGUUUUCUUAAGGUUAUCGAGCAAUUUACACAAUCCAUGGAUGGUUUCCGCACAGUCAAAAUGGCAGGUUGUGCUUUUCAUUCUCUGCUUUUACGGAGUGGACGUCAUAUAUUGCAAUGCGAGAUAUUCCAUCCCGGAGGAAAUGCCAGAGGGAUCAUUCGUUGGAAACAUCGCCAAGGAUCUGGGGAUAGAGAUAAGUAGACUCAUAUCUGGAAAAGCUCGCGUCGUUACAAAGGGCGGACGACAGUAUGUCGAUCUGAGCAGAGACAAAGGGACUCUAGUAGUUAAAGAAAGGAUAGAUCGCGAGGAGCUCUGUAAGCAGAUGACGCCUUGCAGCUUCAGCUUUGAUCUUAUCGUUGAAAACCCUAUCCAGCUCCAUCGAGUCACAGUCGAGGUGCAAGAUAUAAACGAUAAUGCACCGUUAUUUCAGAAAGAAAAUAUUAAUUUGAAAAUAGCUGAAAACGCGGUUUUAGGAGCGCGCUUUCCUUUAGACAGCGCUAUAGAUACAGAUGUAGAUCUAAACGGUAUACAGAGCUAUAAACUACAUCCAGCUGAUAGUUUUAAACUGGAGGUUCAUAGUCAGACCGAUGGCAACAAAUACAUUGAGAUGGUUUUAAAACGAGAACUAGACCGAGAGGAGCGCGAUGAGAUUCAAUUGAUUCUUGUGGCAAAUGAUGGUGGAUCACCUCAGAAAUCAGGCACUGUAAAAAUUCACGUUACUGUUCUGGAUGCCAAUGAUAAUGCCCCAGUGUGUAAACAGUCAGUAUUUAAAACUGAAGUUAGAGAAAAUUCACCUGCUGGUACUGUCAUAGGUACCAUUAGUGCUGCUGAUGCUGACGAAGGUGUAAAUGGCCAUGUUUCCUAUUCCUUCGCUGUUGCAAGCAAAGAAGCAAGUGAGCUUUUUGGGAUAAACACAGAUACAGGUGAGAUUAGACUUCUUAAUAAUUUAGAUUAUGAAUCUCAGAAUAGAUAUCAAUUAAAUAUAAAUGCGAGGGACAAAGGAGGCUUCUCAGAUACUUGUAAAAUUGUUAUAGAUGUAAUUGAUGAGAAUGACAACUCUCCAACCAUACAGCUGAUGUCGUUCUCAAACACUCUUCCUGAAAAUUCCCCAGUGGGAACAACUCUAGCCGUCAUUAACGUAGAGGACGCAGAUUCUGGUAAAAAUGGUCUUGUUCAGUGCUCAAUAAAUCAAAACAUACCUUUUAAAAUUGAGUCAUCUCUCGCGGAAUAUUAUAGUUUAGUUACUGAUGAUAUUCUUGAUCGAGAAAGCCUAGCUGAAUAUAAUAUAACCAUCUUGGUAUCAGACGAAGGAAGUCCUGCGCGCCACGCAAACAAAACACUUAAUGUAAAAAUAUCUGAUGUCAAUGACAAUCCGCCAAUCUUCGAGUUCGAGGAAUAUAAAACAUUCGUUAGUGAAAAUAAUUAUCCUGGUCUCACUAUACUGACUGUUAAAGCAAAUGAUGCUGACUGGGGUCCCAAUGCGCAAUUGUCCUACUUCCUGAAGGACGAAGACAUGCGUGGUGCACCAUUAAGUUCUCUAGUAUCUGUAGAUUCACAUACUGGCACUAUUCAUGCAGUUAAAUCAUUUGAUUUUGAACAGUUAAAAUCGUUUGCUUUUAACGUGACAGCUCGAGAUGGAGGAUCCCCGCCCUUGAGCUCUGAAGUGACAAUAACUAUCAAUAUUCAAGAUGAGAAUGACAACGCUCCUCAGGUUCUGUAUCCAGUACAGACUGGUGCUUCUGUGGUGGCUGAGAUUGUGCCUCGUGCUGCAGAUGUUGGAUAUCUGGUCACUAAAGUGGUGGCUGUUGAUGUGGACUCUGGACAGAAUGCCUGGCUCUCCUAUAAACUACAGAAAGCUACAGACAGAGCGCUGUUUGAAGUGGGUUUACAGAAUGGAGAAAUAAGAACUGUGCGACAAGUGACUGAUAAAGAUGCGGUCAAACAAAAACUGACGGUUGUUGUGGAGGAUAACGGACAGCCCUCUCGCUCAGCUGUGGUCUCCAUUAACGUGGCUGUGGCUGACAGCUUUCCUGAAGUGCUGUCAGAGUUCACAGACUUUACGCAUGAAAAACAGUAUGACAAAAACCUGACAUUUUAUUUAGUUCUCGCACUGGCUGCUGUUUCUUUCUUAUUUAUCACUUGUGUGGUUGUCAUAAUAUCAGUAAAGGUCUACAGAUGGAGACAAUCUCGCUUCUUAUAUCAGUCCAAUCUGCCUGUUAUUCCGUACUAUCCACCACAUUACGCAGACACAGGAGUCACUGGAACUCUGCCGCACGGGUAUAAUUAUGAAGUGUGCAUGACGACUGACUCGAGGAAGAGUGACUGUAAGUUUUCUACACUCGGUGGACAGAAUGUCUUAGUGGUGGACCCGAGUUUCACUGAGACGAUGCAACGCGCAAUCAAGGAAAAUAACGGGUUGGAAAGUGAAUAUUCGACAUCGUUAAAGCCAGUGAUGCUGAUUGGAAUCAGAAUGCCCGUGUUUCUUAUAUUCUAGAAGACAGCACUGUUAAUGGAGUCUCUGUCUCAUCAUAUGUGUCAGUUCAUCCUGACAGCGGACUGAUUAC
This is a messenger RNA of Sinocyclocheilus rhinocerous, 2673 nucleotides long. Its product is annotated as protocadherin beta-16-like. The record is from RefSeq and is a predicted model, not a curated record. Gene Ontology annotation, molecular function: calcium ion binding. Gene Ontology annotation, cellular component: plasma membrane. The transcript is spliced from 4 exons. NCBI's taxonomy places the organism in Eukaryota, Metazoa, Chordata, Actinopteri, Cypriniformes, Cyprinidae. Gene Ontology annotation, biological process: homophilic cell-cell adhesion. Bases 108 to 2603 code for a protein of 831 amino acids.